Sphaeramia orbicularis (orbiculate cardinalfish) is the source of this 3118-nucleotide messenger RNA. It is a transcript of the gene dact2, whose product is annotated as dishevelled-binding antagonist of beta-catenin 2. Gene Ontology annotation, biological process: negative regulation of nodal signaling pathway. The record is from RefSeq and is a predicted model, not a curated record. Gene Ontology annotation, cellular component: cytoplasm. NCBI's taxonomy places the organism in Eukaryota, Metazoa, Chordata, Actinopteri, Kurtiformes, Apogonidae. The transcript has 4 exons. The coding region runs from base 71 to 2650 and encodes 859 amino acids.
ACAGGACGCGCACUGAGCAGGUCUACCCAGCAGGACCAGGACUCUCCUGUUUUGGACGCACGGCUCCACCAUGCUGAGCACAAAGGGCUGCAGUGGGGGGGCGAUGAGCGCCGGUGGUGUCGGUACCGGCUCUGGUCCUGGUUCUGGUCCUGGUUCUGGUUCUGGGCUGGACCGGAGCAGGGUCGGGCAGAGGCUGCAGGCGGCUGUGGCCGGCCUCCAGGAGCUGCAUCUGCUCCGGGACCGGCAGAGCGACAUGGUCCAGUGGGCUCUGAGGGUGGACCGAGAGGAACCGGUCAGCUCUGUGCACGCGGGACCGGAGGAUCCGAGGAUGACGACGAUGAUGAUGAUGAUGGGGGGGGCUGAAGAGCAGCGGCUGGAGGCGACCCUGACAGCCCUGAAGCAGCAGCUGUCUCGCCUUCGUAAACAGGACGUUGGUCUGAAGUCCCACCUGCAGCAGCUGGACCAGCAGAUCAGUGAACUAAAGCUGGAUGUGAACAAGGCGUCCAUGGAGCAGCUGGAGAGUGACAGCAGGCCCAGUUCAGGUUUCUACGAGCUCAGCGACGGCGGCUCCUGCUCGCGCUCCAACUCGUGCACCUCGGUUUACAGCGAGUGUCUGUCGUCGUCCCAGACCAGCCUCCCGCCCCCCGUCGGCCCCGCCGCUUCUCACGCGGACCGCCCGUCGCAUGUGGACGUGAGCCGCCGGCGGUCAGCUGAUGAGAGCUCCGCCCAGCCAGGCCUCCAACGCGCCAAAGGCCUCCAUCUGGGCAGCAGCAGGAUCCGCGCAAACACUAAUGGACCGGAACCGGCCCGACCCAGACCGGUGUCGACAGGUGAUCUUGACAGGAUGAUGGUUCAAGGACUGAGCUACUACAGACCUGCAGAUCCAAAGAAUCCCUCUGUGUGUCCAAACCUGAAGACGACCACCGUGGACCCCAAGUUCCACAGCAACCUGGUGUCCCGCAGCGGGGCUGAGGUGUACCACUACCCCAGCCCUCUGCACGCCGUGGCCCUCCAGAGCCCCAUCUUCUCCCUCUGCAGCGAACCGGCCACGCCUGGACUCACGGUGGGUCAAGGGCCCCCGAUGAACGGUUCCGAAACCCACCAAAGGGCUCAAUUAAGCCACGACAACAAGACGCUGGGUUACAUCGACAAACUGCUCCGGCGCAGUUUGAGCAAAAUCCACUCUGAGACUGUGAGGGCCCAGAACCAGAGGAAGCCUCCACAGACUGUGUUUUCUAAUGGGUCUCAGAAGGAGGUGUCAGUGACGCAGACCCUCCCGGCACAGAGCGUAGUCCCACCAGAUACCGACCCGAAGAGACCCUGCAUGGCGUACAGCAGUCAGGAGGCCCCCGAUAACGCAGACCACAGCGUGAGGGCUCCGGAGGCCUCACACCGGUACUCCUACCCGGCCUCCACCAGGGAGUACAGCUCCGAUGAGGUCACCAUCUCUUCCCUGAGGAAGAACGAGAAAAACCAGGGAGAAUAUGCAAGUGUAACAAGAAGCCAUUCAGAGCAGAGGUGUGGGGAUAAUCUGGAGCCGAGGCAUCAGGAGAGGAAGGGCCACAGGAGGCCGGCGGUGGGGCGCAGCUCCAGCACCGAGGAAGGUCAUGGGUUUGAGGUCCAGGCUCCCCACAGCGCCUCCCCUGAGUUUGUCCACGCCAGAUUUGUCCCUGCCGGGUCACAGAGAGUCAAGGUGAGACUGGCAGACCGCAAAACCAAAUCGGUGAAGCUGAGAAGAAAAGGCGGAGAGAAACCUCGAGCGCUGAGGCACCAACAUGGCUACUCCUCGAGCGAACGCACCAGAGAGCCCAGCGGCGGAAGUAAAGGGGAGCAGAAGAGGUCCGGGAGGGGCAAAGGGACCCAGAAAGCCAGCACCGAGGAGCGCAGGCAGGGCUCAGGGUCCGACUCCAGCCACUGCAGCCCCAUGUACACCCAGAAGGUCCACCCUAAACCAGGUCCCAACCCAGCUGUUGGCAAGUCCGGCAACAAACACCGGAGACUGCAGAGCCUGGAAUAUGACCCCCCUGUGGAGCCGAGGAAGAGGAGGCCGGGCUCUGCCAAGUGGCCUUCUGAAGUGGAGAUGUUCCAGACCUCGUGUGCUCAUCGUCAGAGGUCAAGAGACCACCAUACUCAGCCCCACAUGGUCCGCAGUUUGAGCGCCAAGUCCGGCCAGUGGAUCGGACCUCAUCACUCCUUCCGCUCCUCCGUGUCCUCCAACUCCUUCCUCCACAGUCUCAACACUAGAUACCCUCCUGCCCCCUUCCACCUGACCAGCCUCUACCCGCCCAGAUGCGAGUCCGAGUACUCGGCCGAGUGCGCCUCCCUGUUCCACUCCACCAUCGCAGAAAGCAGCGAAGGGGAAAUGAGCGAUAACACGACCAACCGCUUUGGAGAUAGUGAGUCCAGCCAGAGCUUCCAGUCCUUCUCAGACUCUGACAGCAGCCUCUCUGUGGACGAGGAGGAGGAGGAGGAGGAGGAAGGUGACCUGGUGUGGGCCGAGGCAGCGCUGGGGCCCACAGCGGCCGGGCUGCCCCUCCAGCAGCCCCCACGCCCCCAACCCUCCACCUGCCGCAUCAAAGCCUCCAGAGCCCUGAAGAAGAAGAUCCGUCGGUUCCAGCCUGCCUCCCUAAAGGUCAUGACCCUGGUUUAGUCUGGGCUCCUCCAGGCAGAAACAGGCUGUUGGGACAACAGAGCGCUGUGGGAAACCCUGGUCUGGGAAACCCUGGUCUGGGAAACCCUGGUCUGGAAGACCUCACCUGGUUUUUCAGCCCUUCAUUUUCUCUGAGACACAGUAAUUAAACUGGACUGUAAAUGUGCACUGAUUAUUGUUUGUUGAUAAGGCUGCAUCUGGACUAAACCAGCACAUUGUAUUGUAUAAAAGCAUGUAGAACAACAAUUAUUGUACUUACACUUAAUGUGUGAAUAUUUAUGACGUCCUUAUAUGUUGUGGCUGCAUUUGACAAUUUCAUGGACGGUUAUUCCGUCAGUGCUUUGACAAAUAAAACAAUCUUUUCACAUUAUUUUCUUAUUUUAAAAAUCAUUUGUAAAUUUCUUUAUUUUUCUCAUCUAUUAUAAUGAUCAUUCUCUGAAAAAUAAACAGCUUUCUAAUAUACAUGGA